AUGCAAAAGCCCGCUUCCGCUCUCUUCCUCUCUCCGCACGAUUUCGGCGGAAACAACAUUUGGAGCGUUAGCCAGACUGACAAGCCUGCGGGGAAAACGCAGCCGCAGCUCUGGGUGCAAGUAGCUGAGGACGACACGAGCGAGUGUGACUUUAACGGGAGUGAUUGCGACGAUAGCUGCUCUACCGUCUCCACCUUUUCUUGCCUCUCCCCUCGCUCCUCCGCAUCUUCCGCCGCGGGUUCGCUUUCUCCCACUUCCGUGCUUCGAAGCGGCGCUUCCGUCGCUUCUUGGAAUACGGUUGAGCCUUUUAACGGGGAUAUUGCGGACGGCGUGGGUUCAGCGGAUAGCGAAUCUGAUGCUGACGAGAUUAAUCUGCCCGACGACCUCGACCUCUAUCCUCGCGAAAACUCGUCCGGUAUCGCGCACUCGCAACUCGCAGCUUUCGCGAACAGCAACGUCUCUUCCGACAGCAUUCUUGGUCGGCCCGCAUUCCCCCCCGCUGCUGUCUCCACCCCCGCCCCUUACCUUGCGUCCUCGCCCGCGCCUCUUGCGCGCGUCUGCGGAUCUGCCGCGUUCCCCCCGAACCCGCAAGUGCAGUACCAGCAGCAGCAACAGUUGAUGCAGCAGCAGAUGAGCCUGUACUGGCAGCAGAUGUACCUGAACCAGAUGCACCUGCAGCAACUGAUGUACCUCCAGCAGCAGCAGCAGCAGCAGCAGCAGCAGCAAAGGCAGCAGCCGUGCGCGGCACCGCAGCAGCCACAGGAGGAGUCCCCGCGGGUUUUCCUUCCGCCGCGCUUCCUUCCCCAUCAGAACACCGCGGGCACGGGGUUGUGCCAUCGGUAUUUUGGAUCGCUCGGGUUCGUGCUCCCAGCAGCAGUCGUAUGGCAAGCAGCUCUAUCCAAACCAGCAGCAGCAGGAGCGGGAGCUUCCGGGCCGGAAGGAGUGGCUCGAGUGGCCCUCUCGGUUUGGAAGCUUCCUCCGGCUGCUCUGCGGCCGAAGCUGACUGGACCAGGGGAGGUGAAGCACCUCUGGCCUGGCGCCGUCGAUGUGACCACUCGCGCCCGCGUGCCUUUUGCGUUGCUUCAUCUGCUUCAGCAGUCCUGUGAGGGUCAUUCCCGUACCACCAUCGCCGGCACGAGCAAUAUCACCGGCGGCAACGUCAGCGCCAGCGCCCUGGCUCUCGCGCAGCUGCUCUGCCGUCGCUUCAAAAUUUACUCCAGCAUCGGCGGCAGAAAGAGCAUUCAUGCAAACCGCGUUCGCAGCGUCGGCAGCGUCACGCUGAGCGUCACCAUAUGCCUCGAGCGGAUCAUCCCACUGUGA
Messenger RNA from Closterium sp. Naga37s-1, 1320 nucleotides. The record is from the annotation of a GenBank genome assembly. NCBI's taxonomy places the organism in Eukaryota, Viridiplantae, Streptophyta, Zygnematophyceae, Desmidiales, Closteriaceae.